AAUGGAUGGAAUCAGUUACUGAGCUGUUGUGAAGCCAAGAGGUUUGCAUUGUGGCUUUGGUGUUGCAGAGCCAGAAGUGAGCAUAUUUGGACAAGAGGAUGGAACAGAGGAAAGUGAGCCAUCCUUUUGUAUUGAGAAAAGCCAAUCAUUCAGCAGGUGAGAGUAUAAAACGAUGCUGUCGCUGGAUGUUGGAGUCAGAAAACACCUGCAGCAUCGGCCACAGGUGGACUCCAGGCAACAUGGCUGUCACCACAGUGAUCCUGCUUCAGUUGACGCUGGUCUCACUGGUAUCUGCGGCUCACUACAUUUCGGGCUCCAUGACCUUCACACCCAAAGGAAGUGGCUCUAAUGGAACCUUUAGGAUAGAAAUUCGGAACAAGGAGACCUACCAUAUGUGCUCUGAUCAGCACAGCUACUCCUGUUACAGUGGUAACUGUGGCUAUGAAAUAGCAUCACAGAGUGGCGAAAUUGACAAGAGAGAGGAUGAGCUGAAUUAUGAACACAAGUGGUGUGAAACUGAAACUGUGGAGACAAGAAUCCUUCCAAAUGACAAACCCUUUGUACUGGGAGAAACUGGUUGUUGUUGGACUGAAACCCGUACUCCUGGUGGAAGUAGUUGGAGGCUACAAACGUUAAUAGAUUUGGGAACACGAUCUGACACUGAACAAUCCAACAGACCUCCAGUCACUGCUGUUCUACCUGUCUUGCGAGUUCCUGAGAACUGCCCACGGGCCUACAGACUGAUGUCCUUUGAUCCUGAUGGUGACAGUGUUCAGUACAGAUAUGGAGUUUCCAAAUAUACAGAGUGCUAUCAAUGCCGCCAAUUUAAUGGAUUCCAUUUAGAUCAGGACUCUGGCACAUUGCACUACCUCAAAUCCACUGCACAUGAUACUGUUUAUGGAUUUGAGUUGGUGGUCGAGGACUUUCCACAAGAGAUGAUCACGCUGAACUACACAGAUGGAACACAAUCCAAAAAGUGUCCUCUGCUAAGAUCUGUCAAUGGAUCAUCUGCCAUGUCAAAUGCAACAACAUCAAAUACAACAACAACAACAACAACAACAACAACAACAAUGUACUUGAUGCCAACACCACUCAGUAAACUGCCUUUACAAUUCUCUUUACUUGUGGACCCACCUGCUCCCUCUUGUAUGGAUGGGCUGUAUGUGCCGGAGUUUAAAAAACCAACUCCUGAAGAUGGGACACGCGUCCAUGCACAAGUCAACAAAGAGAUGGAGAUAAAAAUCAUGGCAGAAGUUUUCUAUGGAACAAUAGAUCAUAUAUAUCUCACUGGACCACUUCAUGUGACCAAGCACAAGACCACAGAUGGUGAAUUUUUCAUCAGAUGGACACCAGCUGAAAGUAACGUUGGAAGUUAUUUCACAAUCUGCUUUGUUGUUGAAUCACAUUUUAGGCAUAGCGUCUAUCAGUCAGAAAUGAGGUGUGUUUUGGUGCACGUUGGACCAGAGCAAGUGAAAACUGAUGUGAAUUGCGAGGGAAGUAGAAUGAAACUAACAUUUGAGAAGGCCUCCCUAUCAAACUCCAGUUACGUUCGACUGAUGUUCAGGAAUCCCAAUGACUACUACUGCUCCCUCUACAGCUACUCGAACAGCACUCACAUCACCGCUUCCAUCCCUCUGUACUCUUGUGGUACACAUUUGGAGGAAGAUGAGGAUAACCUAAUAUUUAAGAAUGAGAUAGUGGCUGCAGACAGCUUGACUGGCAGCAUCACAAGAAGAACCAAGCUGGGACUUAACUUCUACUGCCAGUACCCCAAAAAAGGAACUGUGCUACAGAGUUUCACGGUCCACAGGAGGAAUGUCACAGUGUGGGACAAAGGCUUUGGCACACUAACCUAUAGCUUUGAGUUCUACCCAAAUAGCCGCUUUUAUAACAGGAUUGAUCCAGAUUUUUACCCACUGGAAUAUGAGCUGGGUGACAGGAUCUACAUGGAGAUAGAGGUCUCAUAUAUAUAUUCCUACUUGGAGAUAUUUGUAGAGUCCUGCAAAGCUACACCCUAUGAUAAUCGGUACCAUGGGCAAUCAUACACCUUCAUUAAAGAUGGGUGUGCAGUGGAUUCAACUGUUCAAAUCUAUCACUCAUACUACUACAGCAACAGGUUCAGGUUCAGCAUAGAGGUCUUCGACUUCAUUAAGAAUUAUGACCAGGUGUACAUCAGUUGUUCUGUCAUGGUCUGUGACUCGAGGAACUAUAACACCAGAUGCGCCAAAGGAUGCAUAAGUGCAACACGCAAUCCAUUUUUCCCCGGCCGCCGAAAGAGAGAUGUGUCUGCGGAGUCAGGAGUGCAUUUUGUGUCUCAGGGUCCUCUGCGCCUAAAAAGAUCAGCACAGAGCACAGCAACCAACCUGAAUCUUAACGCGAUACUCAUCGCUGGAUGUGUCCUGGUUGGUGUUGGCAUCAUCUAUCUCAAAAUGUCAAGACCCAAGUGGCAACUUUUGCGCUCAUUCAAAAGUUAGAGCCUCUGUGCAGAAAACAAAUCUGCAAUGAUUUAACUGGAAGGUAGAGAUCAACUAUGAUGAUUUUUCAGCUUGGAAUCAAUCAUGUCGAAAACUACAGAGUUCGUGUGGGUUUAUGUGAUCAUUUUCCAGUGUGAUUUUAUUGUUACAUUUUUUUUUCUCUGCAGUAUUGAUUGUUGCAGAAUUCUCUAUUUUUGCUACUUCCUUUUGA
This is a messenger RNA of Sphaeramia orbicularis (orbiculate cardinalfish), 2685 nucleotides long. RefSeq names its product CUB and zona pellucida-like domain-containing protein 1. Bases 99 to 2474 code for a protein of 791 amino acids. The record is from RefSeq and is a predicted model, not a curated record. Lineage: Eukaryota; Metazoa; Chordata; Actinopteri; Kurtiformes; Apogonidae. The transcript is spliced from 13 exons.